Molecule: messenger RNA, 1074 nt
Organism: Sugiyamaella lignohabitans
Lineage: Eukaryota; Fungi; Ascomycota; Dipodascomycetes; Dipodascales; Trichomonascaceae
Gene: VPS74
Product: Vps74p
Exons: 1
Coding region: 1-1074 (357 amino acids)
Biological process (GO): retrograde vesicle-mediated transport, Golgi to endoplasmic reticulum; Golgi to plasma membrane protein transport; Golgi organization
Cellular component (GO): cytosol; Golgi cisterna; trans-Golgi network
Molecular function (GO): phosphatidylinositol-4-phosphate binding
Source: RefSeq, a predicted model, not a curated record
AUGUCAAGCGGAGGUUUACAGAGAAGAAGAGUAGCUGGAGGAGGAUCCAGUGGUGCCACAAGUCAGGGAUCUAAUAACGAAUCCUCGCCUAAUAACAGCCAGUUCAAUGGCAGCGGUGGAUCACGUCAUGGGUCUGCCUCACCAGCAGUGGGAUCCAGUGAAGAUCGCAAGGUAGCAUAUGAUCCUCAAGAUAUUAAUAAUACGGCGGAUGAGCUCCGCCAGCCAAAAUUCACUCUUAUGGAAGAAGUUCUAUUGAUGGGUCUUAAAGACCGCCAAGGAUAUCUGUCAUUUUGGAACGAUAACAUCUCGUAUGCUCUGAGAGGCUGUAUAUUAAUGGAAUUAGCUUUUCGCGGUAAGAUUGCUAUGGUGAACGAUCCAGUUCGUCGUCGCUUGCCGCUUUCAGAUCGUUAUGUUGAAGUUAUUGACGAUAAAAUCACCGGUGAAGCUCUGCUGGAUGAGACUAUCAAAAUCAUGAAGACUUCUGAGCCAUUAAGCAUUGGCACCUGGAUUGAUUAUCUAUCUGGAGAGACCUGGAACUUAACUAAAAUCUCAUUUCAAUUGAAACAAGUUCGAGAACGACUAGCCAAAGGGUUGGUUGACAAGGGUGUUCUACGAACUGAAAAGCGUAAUUUCUUUCUAUUUGACAUGGCAACCCACCCAGUGACUGAUACGCAAGUGAAGGAUGAGAUUAAACGCCGUGUCAUCACACUUCUGACAGCUAGAACCUGUGUCUUGGGUCCUACUCCCUAUUUCCCCGAGGAUGUUCCUUUCAGAUAUCUCCGUUCUAUUGCUCUGGUAGGAGGAUCAUAUGCCGCCAAUGUGCUGGAAAACGCUCUGUCCACCCUUGGAUAUGACGCUCGUGACAAUGCAUUUGCUCGGGCUGAUGAGAUCCUUGGGGACUACUCUGAGUGGCCAUUCAUUUCCCGUAGCGCCUCGGAACAUUCUACUGGUGUGGGUGUCAAUCUGUCUACUGUUAUAGCAGAUGAAGUUGCUGCCUACCCAGAUAAAGCCCUACAAAUCGAGAUCAUUGCUGCUGUCUUUUCUGUCUACGCCAAGCUCGAUGCAAUCAUGUAA